CUCAGCGAUAUCCUACACUUCAAAAAUCAAAAUCACUUUUAUUUCCAUAAGAAGAUCUACAACCGAUGACGUAGGUGCUCAGUCAAAGUCAAUAUGAUGACCUUCACCUUAACAAAACUUAUAGGGCUCAUUCCUAUCGCGUUGAUGCGUCUACUGGUCCUGACGACGCUGAAGGAGGUCGGGAGGCAUGACUACGAUGCUUCGAAAGUCCUGAUGCAGCAUUACGAUUUCGUGAUUGUCGGCGCAGGCUCGGCAGGUAGCGUGAUGGCCGCCCGUCUCUCGGAAGUGGCAGGAUGGAGGGUCCUGUUACUCGAAGCAGGAGGGACGCCGCCCCCGGAGAGCCACGUCCCGGCCUUCAACGGCGCUCUGUACCGAGGGGAGGCAGACUGGAAUUUCAUCACGACGCCGCAGCGAUACUCCUCGGGCAGUUUUAUCGAUAAUGCCACGCUCUACCCCCGAGGACGCACCCUGGGGGGAUCCUCAACUAUCAACUCCAUGAUAUACGUCCGAGGAAACAGGCGGGACUUCGACCACUGGGCGGAGCUAGGGAAUCCUGGCUGGGACUUUAACACGGUGCUCAAGUACUUCAAGAAGUCGGAGGAUUUCCGGGGCUUCAAGAGGGCCGAUACAGACUAUUACCGUGGUUCCGGUGGACCUCAGACCGUGGAGCGAAAGCGCUGGAGUACACCUGUUCUCAAGAGUUUCCUGAAGGCUGGAAAACAACUUGGGUACGAUAUAAUUGAUCCCAACGCCGCUGAGCAAAUAGGUUUCUCCGAGAUCGACCUGACAGCGAGGAAUGGCCAGCGUUGGUCUACGGCCGAGGCUUAUGUCAAGCCCGCGGCCAAGACGAGACCGAAUCUACACGUCCUUGUAGAUGCGCGUGUGACACAGGUUCUUUUCGACAGCAACAGGAAAGCUAUUGGAGUAAAAUUUUUACAUCAUGGAAAGGUAAAAACAGCUCUUGCAUCUCGAGAGGUGAUCAUGUCAGCAGGUGCAAUUGGGUCACCUCAAUUGCUUAUGCUUUCGGGAGUCGGUCCAGCCCAUCACCUGAAGGAGCAUGGCAUACCCGUGGUUGUAGAUCUCCACGGCGUUGGGCAGAACCUCCAAGAUCACCCUACUGUACCAGGACUCUCUUGGACUGUCACCAAAGGUUCUUCGCUCAACUACUUGUCCCUCGCCAAUCCCAAGCAUGUUUUGGAUUACGUCAAGAAUAGACAAGGACCCCUAACCUCGCCCGUGGGUACAGAGGGAAACGCAUGGCCACCUUCCCCCAUUGGAGAUCCAUACUGGCCCGAGAUACAACUGGCCUUUGUCUCAGGAACCCCGGCGUCAGAUUUCGGCCUCAUUGUCCCAGGAACCUUUCGAUUCAAGAAGAAGCUGUUCAUGAAUUUCUACAAACCGAUCCUUGGUAAAGAAGGUUUCUCACUCGUGCCCCUCAUUGCCCGCCCGAAGAGCAGGGGGUCAGUUACUCUUCGGUCCCGCGACCCUCUGGACGAUCCGCUCAUUGAUACCAACUUCCUCGCUCAUCCUGACGAUGCUGCUGUUCUUGUUAGAGGAGUAAAAUUCGCGCUGAAAGUGGGAUCGGCGCCAGCACUGAAGCAAGAACAGGGGGCCAAAUUCCACGAUAAGGUGUUGCCAGAAUGCGCGUACAACAAACCCUUCUCUGACGCGUAUUGGGAAUGUUUUGUCCGGUAUUUCACCCACACUUCGUACCACCCCGCUGGAACGUGUAAAAUGGGGCCCGAAUUUGACCCUUAUAGCGUAGUGGAUCACAGACUUCGACUACGGGGCGUGACCGGACUUCGUGUUGUGGAUGCCUCUAUCAUGCCCCUGGUGGUGUCGGGAAACACUAACGCAGCGACCAUCAUGAUUGGCGAGCGAGCUGCCGAUCUCGUGAAGGAAGAUUGGGGCGUCCCUGUCUAUGGAUAAAGACAAGGGCUUAAGAACGAGGAUGUAAGACUGGAUGGAUACGUUAGCAUGAUGUGUCUAAGAGGUCAAGGAUUAACAUCAUGGUUAUACUAUGAUAUAGGCAUUAUUGUUAAUAUUAUUAAUAUUAUUAUUAUUAUUAUUUUUUUUUUUUUAAUUACUUUAUGAAAAUGUUUUUCAAGUUAGAUGUUAGAAUAUAAACAGGAGUUUGGAAAGUAUAGAAAAGAUGUUACAACUAGUACUUUCAUUACGGAAGGUAAAUGGGAAAAUUUGCAAAAGUAAUUACAGUGCAUAAUUAGCAUCUUGUUCAAAGAUUUGCAGAUUGAUGUGAAUAUAGUGAGCAGAAAAUUCAACACAAAUAACUUGGUUAUGUAUAUGUGUGUGUGUGAGUGUGUGUGUGUGUGUGAGUUUGUGUGUGUGUGUGUGUGUGUGUGUGUGUGUGUGUGUGUGUGUGUGUGUGUGUGUGUGUGUCUGUGUGUGUGUGACUGCCAAUACAAGUAAUAAAUAAAGAGAGAUGGAGUGCUUACCUUAUUUCUCGGGCAGUAACAAGUUAUGUCAAAGGAAGUUUUUAGGUUGUGUUUAUGAGUUAUACUGUUAUUUCAUUUUCAUGUUUACCACCGGGCAGUAAAUGUCCAUUGUCAGAAUUAAUUACAUGGUUCCAGGAUUAUUCUUGUGGAUGUAGAUGUGUUAUGUAAUUUAUAUUCUACUGUGGGGAUGGUAGAAAGAGAUAGUAGAUAUGUAUUGAUGUAACAACUAGGCGGAAUUUAAAUAACCAAUCUGUUAUGUUUACGUUCUUCUGUGUAACCAGAAAGUAUUUUGCAUGGAGAACACGUGUACAUGCAUGCGUGUGUGUGUGGAGACAGAUAGAUGUAGAUGCAUGCGUGGAUAUAGAUAUACACGUGUGUGAGUGUAGAUAUGUAUAGAUAGGUGUAUAUAAUUCGAUUGAAAUAAUUUGUUCGUAGAUGUGUGCGGGCGCACGCUGACUAUUGUUGAAAGUAAUUUUUGUCAAACCAGAACUUGACUGAAUUUUUACAUUGGAUGUAUUUUUUCUUUCUAAUAAAGUAAACCAUGAAAUGA
Penaeus chinensis is the source of this 3003-nucleotide messenger RNA. RefSeq names its product glucose dehydrogenase [FAD, quinone]-like. The transcript has 14 exons. The record is from RefSeq and is a predicted model, not a curated record. NCBI's taxonomy places the organism in Eukaryota, Metazoa, Arthropoda, Malacostraca, Decapoda, Penaeidae. Gene Ontology annotation, molecular function: flavin adenine dinucleotide binding; oxidoreductase activity, acting on CH-OH group of donors. Bases 94 to 1929 code for a protein of 611 amino acids.